Molecule: messenger RNA, 492 nt
Organism: Nicotiana tabacum (common tobacco)
Lineage: Eukaryota; Viridiplantae; Streptophyta; Magnoliopsida; Solanales; Solanaceae
Source: RefSeq, a predicted model, not a curated record
AUGCAUAUAUUGGUUGUAGAUGAGAGGCAUGUUGUUUUCGGGCAUGUGUUGGAGGGCAUGGACGUUGUGAAUGUGAUCGAGUCUCAGGAAACUGAUAGACGUGACUGUCCCACAAAGAGGGUCAUCAUAAGUGAUUGUGAUGGUCUUUGCGAUCGCGAUAAUGUGGACGCGGUCACGAUGUGUAAUCUGGAGCUGGAGCUGGCAGCUGAUGGAUCCUUAAUCACGUUUGCGUAUGUCAUGUCGCGUUCGCGGAGUUUUGGUCUGUUUGGGCAUCGUGUUCGCAUGUUGGUAGCCUCUCAGCAUUUGCAUUACCCCAGGCCCCCUGAUAGUGAUAGAGCCCUUGAAGGGUUAGGAAAUUCACAACCUAAGGAGUUCAGAGAGCAAAAGCCAUCUAUAUUUCCAAGAGAUGAUUCUGAUGAAGCUAUCGGAUUAACUAAGAGGGCCAGGAUAGUUGAUGAUUACAUAGGACUACUAGGUGGUGGUAGGUUAUAG